AUGGUGAAAGGAUAUCACAAGGAUAUCAAAGAUACGAAGAAAGCGAAUGAAGUGAGAGAUAAAGCCCAUGAAGUAUUGGUGGUGCUAGUGGGUCAAUUAGCGGAGGAAAUAGCCCAAAUUAAGCGCGAGAGGGAUGUUUUGGCUAAUGGUACCAUGGUUGAUGGUGAUAUGGUGGAAGAGGUUAUAGAACUUACAGAGCAAGAAACUGAAUGUUGGAACCGAGCGGAAGAUAUAACACCGCAAGACGAGUCAGAGCCAAAAGAAGCCCAAGUUCAUAUCCAUCCUGCUUCCAUACUUAUCACUCCAACCAACAAAGUUGGGGAUGCGGGUUCGGGUAUAAGGAUUCAAAGGGUGGCGUUGCAAGACAUUGGCCAAGUUGUUAAGAAACGACCCCAAAGUUCAUGCCGCGUAAAAGAAAAAGAGAGUGGAUUCGGCAUGCCAACUACCGAGCGUAUGUUGGAAACUCGAUGGGCAAAUGUUCACUUCGACCGCCAUGAGAGGCAAAUCAGAUGUGCGGUUGUUACAGGGGCGAACAAAGGGAUUGGAUUCGAAAUAUGUCGUCAACUUGCAUUAAACAAGAUUCAAGUCAUAUUAACAGCUAGAAAUGAGAGUAGAGGCAUUGAAGCUGUUAAAAAACUCAAUGCUUCUGGAGUUCAGAAUGUUAUUUUUCAUCAGCUUGACGUCAAAGAUCCAACUAGCAUAUCACACUUGGUCAAGUUUAUUGAAACCCACUUCAAAAAAAUUGAUAUCUUGGUCAACAAUGCAGCAGUACUUGGAAUUCAUUAUGUUGUUGAAACACUCUUAUACAGUGGAGGACAAGUGCAGAUUGUCGAUAAGAACGGCGACUACUUACCUGGCGUCAUCCAGGAGACUUAUGAAAUGGGAGAAGAGUGUUUGGAAACAAAUUAUUAUGGAACAAAGAAAGUUACAGAGGCACUUGUUCCUCUUCUCCAACUCUCCAAAUCUCCAAAGAUUGUGAAUGUUACCUCUAGUUAUGGACAAUUAUCUCAUAUUCCAAAUGACGAGUUAAAAAGAGAGUUGGAUGAUAUUGACAACUUAACCAAGGAAAGGAUCAACGAGAUUAUACGAAGUUUUUUAAGGGACUUUAAGGCUGCUAAGUUGCGAGAGAAUGGAUGGCCUCUAACGCCGUCUGCUUACAAAGUUUCAAAAGCUGCUAUCAACGCUUACACAAGACUAAUGGCAAAAGAGUUGAAAUACAUUCUUGUGAAUUGUGUCGAUCCUGGGCAUGUUAAAACAGAUAUGUCAUUCAAUACAGGAAAGGAUGUUAUGGAAGGUGCUAAGGGUCCGGUGAUGGCUGCUUUGUUGCCUGAUGAGGGGCCAUCCGGUGUGUACUUUGAGCAAACAGUGAUAGCUCCAUUUUAAUGAUCCAAAGUAACAUGCAUUUUGUUUUAUUUUGCAUUAUUAUUGUAUGAAUGCAAGUCAGGAUUCACUCUUUGAUUUUUUAUGUGAAAUAAGAAAAUAAAUAUAUAGAUAAGGAUAUUUGAUUGAA
Messenger RNA from Helianthus annuus (common sunflower), 1510 nucleotides. Its product is annotated as (+)-neomenthol dehydrogenase. Bases 1 to 1383 code for a protein of 460 amino acids. The transcript has 5 exons. Lineage: Eukaryota; Viridiplantae; Streptophyta; Magnoliopsida; Asterales; Asteraceae. Gene Ontology annotation, cellular component: membrane. The record is from RefSeq and is a predicted model, not a curated record.